Triticum turgidum subsp. durum (durum wheat) is the source of this 675-nucleotide messenger RNA. NCBI's taxonomy places the organism in Eukaryota, Viridiplantae, Streptophyta, Magnoliopsida, Poales, Poaceae. The record is from the annotation of a GenBank genome assembly.
AUGCCAAAUCGCUCACUGGAUGUCCAUCUAUUUGGAAACAAGUCUAUGGUAUUGAAUUGGACAGUUAGGUAUCAGAUGGCCCUGGGAGUUGCCAGAGGGUUAGCCUACUUGCAUGAGAGUUGUCGGGACUGCAUCAUACACUGUGAUAUUAAGCCAGAAAACAUACUUCUCGAUACUUUAUUCGUUCCCAAAAUUGCAGACUUUGGGAUGGCAAAGCUUUUCAGAAGGGAUUAUAGCCGAGUACUGACUACGAUAAGAGGAACUGUAGGGUACCUUGCACCUGAAUGGAUUACUGGAGUUGCAAUUACACCAAAAGUUGAUGUCUAUAGCUAUGGCAUGAUGUUGCUGGAAAUAAUAUCUGGAAAGAGGAACUCAUGUGCACCAUGUUCUAGUGGUGGCAACCUUGAUGUUUAUUUUCCUGUGCAUGCCGCACAUAAGCUUCUUGAAGGAGACGUCGGGAGUUUGGUAGAUCAAAUGCUACAUGGUGAUGUCAAUCUGGAUGAAGCCGAACUGGCAUGCAAGGUUGCAUGUUGGUGCAUCCAAGACAAUGAGCUUGAUCGACCAACAAUGGGACAUGUAGUUCAGAUCCUCGAAGGGCUAGUUGAGAUCGGGAUGCCCCCGUUACCAAGACUGCUCGAAGCUAUGACUGGAAGCUCGCACUCAGCUCGGUCCUAA